Molecule: messenger RNA, 3312 nt
Organism: Carassius auratus (goldfish)
Lineage: Eukaryota; Metazoa; Chordata; Actinopteri; Cypriniformes; Cyprinidae
Product: gastrula zinc finger protein XlCGF26.1-like
Exons: 3
Coding region: 126-1649 (507 amino acids)
Biological process (GO): regulation of cytokine production; regulation of immune system process; negative regulation of transcription by RNA polymerase II
Cellular component (GO): nucleoplasm
Molecular function (GO): RNA polymerase II cis-regulatory region sequence-specific DNA binding; DNA-binding transcription repressor activity, RNA polymerase II-specific
Source: RefSeq, a predicted model, not a curated record
AAAAAAAAGAAGAAAAGACUUUUAUUUUGCUCUGGCGGUGUGACGUCAUAAGGCUGCGCGCACUCCCGCGUCUGUGAUUCGGCUGAAGAAAGAUAAACUGAGGUCCAUUCGACACUUUUAUAAAGAUGGAGUUUAUCAAAGAGGAGAGUGAAGACGUGAAGAUUGAAGAAACAUUCAGAGUCAAACAUGAAGAGACUGAGACACACAAUAUUAUAAAGAUGGAGUUUAUUAAAGAGGAGACAGAAGACGUGAAGAGUGAAGAAACAUUCAGAGUCAAACAUGAAGAGACUGAGGAACAAACAGACCUGAUGGCACUGAAAGAGGAGAGUCAAGGACUGAAUGAAACAGAAGAGAAAGAUCAAAAUGAGAAACAUCAUGAUUUCAAAACUGAAGAAAAAUCAAUUAGUUGUUCACAGACUGAAAAGACUCCGAAAAUACAAACUAAAACCCUUAAUUACAACAUAAUUCACACUGGAGAGAAACCUUACACCUGCAAACUGUGUGGAAAGUGUUUUACACAGAAAAAUACCCUUAAUGUCCACAUGAGAAUUCACACAGGAGAGAAACCUUACACCUGCAAAGUGUGUGGAAAGUGUUUUACUCUGAAAAAUCACCUUAAUGUCCACAAGAGAAUUCACAGUGAAGAGAAACCAUUCAUAUGCCCUCAUUGUGGAAAGAGAUUUAAACAGAAAAAUACCCUUAAUGUCCACAUGAGAAUUCAUACUGGAGAGAAACCUUACACCUGUGAGCUGUGUGGAAAGUGUUUUACACAUAAAAAUACCCUUAAUGGCCACAUGAGAAUUCACACUGGAGAGAAACCUUACACCUGUGAGCUGUGUGAGAAGAGUUUCACACGAAUUGGAGAGCUUAAGAUUCACAAGAGAAUUCACAGUGAAGAGAAACCAUUCAUAUGCCCUCAUUGUGGAAAGAGAUUUAAACAUAUAAAUACCCUUAAUGUCCACAUGAGAAUUCACACUGGAGAGAAACCUUACACCUGCAAAGUGUGUGGAAAGUGUUUUACUCUGAAAAAUCACCUUACUGCCCACAAGAGAAUUCACAGUGAAGAGAAAACAUUCAUAUGCCCUCAAUGUGGAAAGCGAUUUAAACAGAAAAAUACCCUUAAUGUCCACAUGAGAAUUCACACUGGAGAGAAACCUUACACCUGUGAGCUGUGUGGAAAGUGUUUUACACAUAAAAAUACCCUUAAUGACCACAUGAGAAUUCACACUGGAGAGAAACCUUACACCUGUGAGCUGUGUGAGAAGAGUUUCACACGAAUUGGAGAGCUUAAGAUUCACAAGAGAAUUCACAGUGAAGAGAAACCAUUCAUAUGCCCUCAGUGUGGAAAGAGAUUUAAACAGAUAAAUACCCUUAAUGGCCACAUGAGAAUUCACACUGGAGAGAAACCUUACACCUGCAAAGUGUGUGGAAAGUGUUUUACUCUGAAAAAUCACCUUACUGCCCACAAGAGAAUUCACAGUGAAGAGAAACCAUUCAUAUGCCCUCAUUGUGGAAAGAGAUUUAAACAGAAAAAUACCCUUAAUGUCCACAUGAGAAUUCACACUGGAGAGAAACCUUACACCUGUGAGCUGUGUGAGAAGAGUUUCACACGAAUUGGAGAGUUUAAGAUUCACAAGCAUUCACAGUGAAGAGAAACCAUUCAUAUGCCCUCAGUGUGGAAAGAGAUUUAAACAGAUAAAUACCCUUAAUGUCAACACGAGUAUUCACACUGGAGAGAAACCUUACACCUGCAAAAUUUGUGGAAAGUGUUUUACACAGAAAAUUCACCUUAAUGUCCACAUGAGUAUUCACACUGGAGAGAAACCUUUUAUCUUCAAACUCUGUGGAAAGAAUUUCUCACAUAACAUAUACCUAAAGAAUCACAUGAGGAUUCACACUAGAAAGAAUCCGCUCAACAGGAGGAAGCCACAAGAAACACUUUAGAAUUCGGCUGGUCUCCAUAUUUGGAAACCCAGAGUCCCAGUCAAACUCAGUCAGUCCAGUAUGGGAUGACAACAGCAAAGAAAAUACUAUUUUGAAGAUGUGGAAGAAAGUUUGUACACAAAUUUGAGAUGUGGCUAACAGAGUUUAGCAGUGUGCUACAUAUGGAGAAAUUCUGUUGUGAAAUUGCUGGUAAACCGAAGAAAUUCUUACAGAUAUGGAAACCCUUUUAAAUAUCGUGAAGGUGAUAACUGAUUAUUAAUUUCAACACUCUAGACAAGGGAUAGGUAACAUUGGUUCUGGGUACCACUGUCCUGCAGAUUUUAGCUCCAACCCUAAUCAAACACACCUGAACAAGCUAAUUAAAGUCUUCAAAGUUACAAAGGCUACAGGCAGGUGUUGGUUUUUUCAAGGUUUGAGGUAAACUCUGCAGGACAUCGUCACUCCAGGACCACAUUGCCUAUCCCUGAUCUGGACAUAUUCUCUGUGUGGUGUGACAGAGUAUGUCUAGUAAGGUUAUCAUGCAGCUAUUUAAUAAUUGGAUAAUAUUUUGUACUGAAAUUUUAUUUUAUAUAGCCCCCCUCCCAAUUUUAGAAAACAUUUGGGGCAUCAUAAAGAGGAAGAUGCGACAAAGAAGACCUAAGACAGUUGACAUCCAAAGCAAUUUGACCAAUAACAUGCAGGUAUUAUUCAUAAUUGACCAAUUGUGGGGCUGCGCGUGAGAAGGUGAGAACUACAAGGAACGAUCAAAGUGGUGCAAACAUGUGUUUGUUCUGUCGUUUGACUUGAAUCGUUGCUGCACACCAAUCAAAAAAAGACACCAAAGUAGGUUCAAGAGAGUGAAUCGAAAGUAUUAGGAGCGGUCUGCUUUGCUAUCUAUAGCUCAUGAAUGUCACACAACCUGGAUAUUUUAGGCAAUAUUAAAAUCCUGGCCGGGACGUGUCCCGUAUGAUGGCGCAUGUGGCCACUCUAUUGAGUAUAAACUGCUUACCUGUGCUCCCACUUUCCAGUGAUCACUCCGGUGUAUUCUCCAAGUUCCUGUUUUCCUUGUCAUCCAGUUGUCAUCGUGUGUUUAAGUGCUCCAUGUGUGGUUGUAGCUCCAUGUAGCUUCGCUUUUCUGUUGAAUCUCCAUCUUACUAUCACUCUCUGUUGUCUAAAGUGAUCAAAUAUAAACUUAAUUCCCACCAUAUAUUCGAUAUUAUCUUUCAAACUAAUCUGACCAUUCGCUUUGUAGCCGAUCUGACUUGAACCAGACAAAUUAAAGAGUCGAUCAGGACUGUGGUUGAAACACGAGCCAAAUUCCUCAGGAAGUCCUAAAACAUUCUGUGCCACAAGUCCCAAGCAAGAUAACCAACCAACCAACUCUGCAUC